This is a messenger RNA of Penicillium cosmopolitanum, 1977 nucleotides long. RefSeq lists its product as uncharacterized. The transcript has a single exon. The record is from RefSeq and is a predicted model, not a curated record. NCBI's taxonomy places the organism in Eukaryota, Fungi, Ascomycota, Eurotiomycetes, Eurotiales, Aspergillaceae. Bases 1 to 1977 code for a protein of 658 amino acids.
AUGUUACUUGGCUUUCAAAUUUUACCGCCGGAGAUUCAUCAAAUAAUUCUACAGGCUCUAUGCAAUGAACACGAGCCCAGUGUCCGGGCCUUUGCUGGCGCCAGCCGAUUUUGUUAUGCCCUGGCUUUGCCCUAUCUCUAUCAGACUCUCAAUAUCCCUGCGUCUGAAAGUAAGAAACUCAGCGACCGUGUUGAAUCUAUUACUCAGCUCUUUCAACAAAAUUCAGGCUUCCAAUACGUGAACCGACUUGUGGUCGGCGAAGAGCCGGCGUCGAGAGGAGCAGCAAGUGGCGGUUCAGAGGUGGAAGAAGGCACCGACCGAACUGAUCGCUUCGAAAACAACCUGCAUGGAUCCCUAGAUCGCUUUAACAGCAGGAAGAGUCUCUAUCGGUGGGCGGGGACGCAACAUCCACCGGAGUCAGAUUCCCCACCCACUGACGCCUGGCAGCAUCUGGCCAGUUUGAUCCAACGACUGCCCAGGCUACUGGAUCUGAUUUUUCUAUGCCAUCAUCAAUUUCCCUCUUGUCUGUUGGAGGCACUUCACCGUCAUCAUCCACGAUGCAAGCUUCACAUCCACAACUUCUUUCUACGGAGCUUGAAGAGCCCUGUGUUGGAUCCAUACGAGUUCCAAUUGGCCACUUCUCCAUGCCUUUUCAGCGUAAAGGGGAAGUACGAAGAUUCCUUUUGGCCAGGCUAUCCAGAGCCACGCAGACUGCCAUCACGAGAGCCCCUACCAGAUGGUGCCUAUCUCAAUGAAGCUAUCAUGCACAUGGCGUCUGGACUUGCUCCUAAUCUGAAAGAGGUCACUCUCUUUCGCCCGCCUGGUAGCGGUACACCUCCAAAAUCCCCUCUGCCACCUUGGCGGGGAUUUAGUCAAAAGAAGGAAAACAAUCUAGAAAAAGGCUCAAAGUCUGGCGCCUUAAGAUACCUUCGACUCGAUAAUACAUAUCUCAUCAAGAAAGACGAUAUCAAGUAUUGGGCGACUUGUACGGACUUCUCAGCUCUAGAAGUGUUCAAGCUUAAAGCGACACUCGAAACCGAUCUUCUACACUAUCUGAGCACCGAAGUCGAUCUCGCGCGUUUGAAAACAUUGGCCCUAACUCCCAAUGAGAUUGAGAAUAAUGACUACCAGCAAUUCAACAUCUUCAUCCAACAGUUGCGGCCAUUGUCCUCUUUGGAGUUAAAGGGCUGGAUGCUCAGCUCUGUAUUGGAUGGCAUCAUGAAUGGCCACGGGACCAGCUUAGUGGAAUUGAAGCUGGCAGAGAGCCAGGGCAAUGAAUCCGUCGGGUCAAUUAAGAAGCAUGAUCUAUCGGCAAUUGCCCAAAGCUGCCCUUUGCUCCGAUAUCUGGAUCUGACUUUGGAUCGCACAGGAGGAGAUUCUGAGGAGGCCGCUCUGUACAAGAUACUAGGAUCCCUGCCACGGCUAAAAUGCGUCUCCUUGACAUUUCACGUUUCGAAAACCUGGGACUACAUAGAUGGUCCCGGGGACAUGGACGAUUUGGUCAACACGGAUUUUGACGAUGAAUUCGAUCAACAAGUGCAAUGGGCCGUUCGUCGAGCGGCCGGUGGCUCUGAAGCGUGCAAUGGCGCGAUUCGGGAGCGGCUUGUUAACUGUGCGCUUGACUCAGCCCUUGGGCGCGCCAUAUUCGGUGCAAUCUCAGCGGGCAAGCCCGAAGGCUCCGUCUCAUUGGAGAAAUUGCGUAUAAAAACGACUGAUGUGGUAGAGUUCGGGGGAGUCGGAUGUCCGAUGGAAUUGAUCCCGAUCCUGGAACACCUGAGUCAGCCUAUGCGGAUUACAAGGUGUGUUCGCAAUGAUUCUCGGAAUGAGCUGAUAGUGGAACAAGAACCAAGUGAUGAAUUGCCAUCUGAGUUCCCUGAAUGGCUUGAAGUCAUCUGGCGUCGCAUUUGGCCUGAGAAGAUGUCAAAUGAAUGGUGGAAUGACUGGCAUAGUUUGCCUCUUGCAGAGGUGGAUGCUUAA